This is a messenger RNA of Truncatella angustata, 492 nucleotides long. RefSeq names its product NUDIX domain-containing protein. The transcript has 2 exons. NCBI's taxonomy places the organism in Eukaryota, Fungi, Ascomycota, Sordariomycetes, Amphisphaeriales, Sporocadaceae. Gene Ontology annotation, cellular component: cytoplasm; nucleus. Gene Ontology annotation, biological process: diadenosine hexaphosphate catabolic process; diphosphoinositol polyphosphate metabolic process; diadenosine pentaphosphate catabolic process. The coding region runs from base 1 to 492 and encodes 163 amino acids. The record is from RefSeq and is a predicted model, not a curated record. Gene Ontology annotation, molecular function: diphosphoinositol-polyphosphate diphosphatase activity; endopolyphosphatase activity; bis(5'-adenosyl)-hexaphosphatase activity.
AUGGCGUCUGGUUCCUCUUCUUCGAACAAUCGUUCGAUGGAGUCUCGCACGGGAAGGACCAAGCAACGCUACAAUGCAAAAGGGGAACGUUUAGUCGCCGGCAUUGUACCCCUUACCGCGGAUAAAUCCUAUGUCCUUCUUAUCCAGUCGACGAGAAGAAAGGGUUGGGUUCUUCCCAAGGGAGGCUGGGAGACCGACGAGGAGAUCACUGAGGCCGCUACGCGUGAGGCCUGGGAAGAGGCAGGCAUUUCGAUCCAGAUCGACUACGACCUCGGGGAGAUUGUAGAGUCGCGACCACCCAAAAAGUCCUCCAAGGACUCGAGCAAGUCACUGUACCACUUCUACGAAGCAACCGUACUGAAAGAGGAGGUUGACUGGCCGGAGAAACACAAACGAGAGCGACAGUGGUUUACCUAUGCUGAGGCAAACGACGCACUGUCGGCACGCCCAGAACUUCUGGAAGCUCUGACAAGGUCUACCAUGAAGCGGUAG